Molecule: messenger RNA, 1734 nt
Organism: Sipha flava (yellow sugarcane aphid)
Lineage: Eukaryota; Metazoa; Arthropoda; Insecta; Hemiptera; Aphididae
Gene: fal
Product: deoxynucleoside triphosphate triphosphohydrolase SAMHD1
Exons: 8
Coding region: 264-1652 (462 amino acids)
Biological process (GO): dGTP catabolic process
Cellular component (GO): nucleus
Molecular function (GO): dGTPase activity
Source: RefSeq, a predicted model, not a curated record
UAUUAUCACAAGCAUAACGUAGAGUUAUCCUCCAAAUUUGAAAUAAAUAGGUAUUUUUAUUGGUUGUUGGUUGAAUUUCCGUUUCCAUCAACGGUUUCGUCUAAAAUCCGCCUUGUUGGACGAACGGUCAUCAUUUGGUCAAUAUAAUUGAACGUUUGUUUUCUCCCUCUCCAACACUGUUAUAAAACUCGUUUUUGCUUUAUAAGUAACCAGGCGAGGUACCUGGUUCACUCUUUAAACGUUCAUAGGACACAGGCGUAACUAUGUUGACAAUGACCGAGUUCAGCAAAGUGUUUAACGACAAUAUCCAUGGGCAUAUUUCACUUCAUCCAUUGUGUGUAACAAUUAUCGACACUCCGGAGUUUCAAAGACUACGUAACAUUAAACAGCUCGGCACCACCUAUCUAGUCUACCACUGUGCGAGUAUCAAUCGUUUUGAACAUUCUCUUGGCGUUUGUUACUUAGCUGGUCAAAUUAUUGAUGCUUUGUGUUGCAAUUCGGGCAAUGAAAUCUGUGUUACACCAGAAGAAAAACUUUGUGUUGAAAUAGCUGGGCUUUGCCAUGAUCUUGGACAUGGCCCUUUAUCACACAGCUGGGAGAAAUAUCUAAAAGCUUCUGGGAUUGACUGGAAGCAUGAAGAAAAUUCAAUUAAAAUGUUGAAAUAUGUCAUAGAGAAAUAUGAACUUCAAAAGGAGUUUAAUAAAUAUGGACUUAGUAUGGAUUAUCACGUUGAAUUGAUAUAUGAAUUUAUUAUUGGAGAAGGUACUUUACUAAAGAAAAAUCAUUUCUUAUAUCAAAUUGUAUCCAACAAAAAUAAUGGUAUUGAUGUUGAUAAAUGGGAUUAUUUUUUACGUGAUGGAAAAUGUUUAAAUUUAAGUAUAUCAUUUGACUAUAAAAGACUUAUGAAAUUUUCUAGAGUUGUUCUUGAUCCUAAAUCAAAUUUACCGGUUAUAGCAUUCAGAGAUAAAGAAGCAAGAAACAUAUAUGAUAUGUUUAGAGUAAGAUCUGAUUUACACUGUAGAGCUUAUCAACAUACAGCAGUACAAAAUACUGAGUUAAUGUUUAUUGACAUUUUAUUGAAGGCUGAAAAAUAUUUUACUAUUCAAAUCUCAUCUGGUGUUAAGUUUUCUUUGAAUGAAGCUCAUACAAAUAUUGAAGCAAUGUCUUAUUUAACCGAUCAUAUUUUGUAUGACAUUCAAUAUAGUCAUGAUCCGAAUUUGAAAGAAGCCAAAAUUUUAUUAAAUAGAUUACUUUCAAGGGAUUUAUAUAAAUUUGUUGGAUCAUAUAAUUUAUUAAUUAUUAACAAAGAAGUUUAUGGAAACUUGAUUGAUAUCAAUCAUUUAACUGAAAGUCUUAAGAAUGAACUAACAAAAAAUUUUCAAAUAGAGUUUGGAGUAUCUGCUACUUGGUUAAACAGUGGAUCACCAUUAAAAUAUCCGUUAGAAAAUGUAUUAUUUUUCAAGAAACAAUCAUGUGAUAGUGAAUCAGUAAUCAUAGAUGAUACUCCAUAUCAAAAUUUAUAUCCUAUGAAUGAGUUAGAUUUUUUCAAACGAGAAAUCAAUGUAUUUAGUAAGCAGUUUAAAUUAAAUGGUAGUCAAAUAAAAGAAGUCAAUUUAAUUUGUAAUUCUUUUUUACAAAAUUUCAAGCCGUAAUCUAGGUUUAUGUAUUAAUCUAAGAAUGCUAUAUUUAAUUAACAACCUUAAAUACUUGAUAAUAAAUAACAACAAAUUAAAC